This is a messenger RNA of Colias croceus (clouded yellow), 1957 nucleotides long. RefSeq names its product cholesterol 7-desaturase nvd-like. The transcript has 9 exons. Lineage: Eukaryota; Metazoa; Arthropoda; Insecta; Lepidoptera; Pieridae. Gene Ontology annotation, cellular component: chloroplast. The record is from RefSeq and is a predicted model, not a curated record. Gene Ontology annotation, biological process: chlorophyll biosynthetic process; cholesterol metabolic process. Bases 105 to 1472 code for a protein of 455 amino acids. Gene Ontology annotation, molecular function: 2 iron, 2 sulfur cluster binding; chlorophyllide a oxygenase activity.
GUACUAUAGUAUUAUAAAAAUAAAGUUAAUUUAUCAGUAUCCACAAGUUGUGUUUCAACAUACACAAUUGGCGCCAGUAAGCGGGCACGAUUCCGCAUAAAGCCAUGGCGGACGGAGCAUUCAAAAUGGCGGACCAUGGAAUGCAGAUUGAAAAUGCGCGCGCAAACCAAUGUGAUAUUUUUAAAUGGGAAGCAGAGGAGAUGUUGUUAUUUUUAUUAAACUUGACUUGGACAUUAUUGUUGGCUGUUUUCGAAAUGACGUAUAAAUAUUUGAGUGUUAUUCUGUUAUCUGUGAUAUUGGCCGCUAUUUUAUACGGUAUCUAUAGAGCGUAUUUGAAUCCAGGAGUUUUUAUACGGGAAUUAACAGACAUAGGAUUCAGCCACAUCCCAUACAUAAAGGGGGUGGAUAGAGACCUCCACAUAACAAGGGCUCAAGCGAAUCGACCCCUGGGUCACAAGAUACCCCCACCAUAUCCUAAUGGAUGGUAUGCUGUAAUGGAGGGGAGGGAUUUGAAGAUUGGAGGGGUGUCGUCUGUGGACGCUUUGGGUCAAACAUUUUGCGUCUACCGUGGUGAAGAUGGUGUCGCUAGAGCUGUGGACGCAUUUUGCCCCCACUUAGGGGCAAAUAUGGGGAUCGGUGGGGCAGUUAAGGGCAAUUGUAUAGAAUGCCCCUUUCAUCACUGGAGGUUUGGAGAAGAUGGCGCCUGCUCGUACAUACCUGAUAUUAAGAAUAUACCAAAUGGAAUAUCAGUCAAAGCCUGGCAAACUAUGGAAAUGGAUGGGGCUGUCUGGGUGUGGUAUGACGCUGAGGGACGACCCCCGCUGUGGACCGUCCCAGAACUGGAGGAGACGAAAACCUGGGGGUAUAGGGGCAGGAAUGAGUUCUUGAUUAGCACUUAUAUACGGGACGUUCCUGAAAAUGCGUCCGAUGCGGCACAUCUUAACUAUAUCCACAAACUAUCAUUUAUGACUGAUAUUGGCGGGAAAAUGCCGUUUUUAAAUAAUAUAGUCGGCCAUCAUAUUUGGAGAACAGAAUGGACGAAAACAAGCGAGCCACAUGUAGCUGAGAUGAAAAUCGAUCAGAGCUACAUUAUAAUGAAUUGUAAUGUAUUCCCGUUCAAUGUUACUGUUAAACAGAUCGGUCCAGCCCACGUCCGUAUCCAUUUAAACUCAAUAUUCGGCACCACUGUAGUGUCACAAUCUGUAACACCAAUAGGCCCGAUGCUACAGAAGGUUGUGCAUCGAAUAUAUUCGCCAGCUCGUAAUGCGCUGUUCGGCGCUAUUCUUGUAUUGGCUGAGGCUUAUCAGUUCGAACGCGACGUGGUAGUCUGGAACAACAAGAAGCAUAUCGGCUCACCCCCCUACGUACGGGCGGACAAGUCGAUUCGGGCCUUUCGCGAUUGGUAUUCGCAGUUCUAUAGCGAACAUAGUGUGUCCAUGCGAGAUGCUAUGACUAAACCACUCGACUGGUAACCAUGGUAACGAGUGAAAGUCUGAAAGACAGAAGAUAUCAUGGGACUUCACUGGCAGUUUACGGUUUCACCAUACCUAAACAUGAAAAACCGGCAACAGCUUUACUUUGCUAGUGUCCUUUUUGACGUAUUAAAAUUUAAACAACCUUCUUACUUGUAUGAUAAACUUUUAUUGAGAACCUCUAAAGCUUCAAGUGACUGUGGGUCAUGCACAAAUAUUUAUUCUGUGCCUAAAUACAAAACGGCUGCCUUUAGAGGAAGUUUUAGAUUUCUUGCUACGAAAUGCUGGAACGAUAUCCCGCCUCCCAUUCGAAAUUCUCAAUCAAGGGACACUUUUAAAAAGAAGUUGAAAGCUUAUUUUCUUAUUAUCCAGAAACAGUCUACAUAAGUAUAUACCUAUUGUUACUUUAAUUAUUUUUUUUUCUUCUUAAUAAUAUCUAGUUAAUGCUAUAGCAUAUCUAUUGACCAUUUAUCCUUAAUUUAACU